Molecule: messenger RNA, 1246 nt
Organism: Mycotypha africana
Lineage: Eukaryota; Fungi; Mucoromycota; Mucoromycetes; Mucorales; Mycotyphaceae
Product: Alpha/Beta hydrolase protein
Exons: 5
Coding region: 60-938 (292 amino acids)
Cellular component (GO): membrane
Molecular function (GO): lipase activity
Source: RefSeq, a predicted model, not a curated record
ACUUAAUUCUUGUUCCUGUUUCCCCUUUUCUCUUUCAAUUUACACUUUGCGCACACACAAUGACAGCAGAAGCCAACGUAAUUAGCAAUUGGUUUCGAACAAAAGAUGGCCAUGAGCUCUACACAAAAACUUGGAAAUCAACGAAUCAGCCACCCACUGCAAUGUUAAUUUUGGUGCAUGGUUUUGGCGAACAUGUCGGAAGGUACGAUAGAAUGUUUACAUAUUUUGCUCAACAAGGCAUCGAAUCCACUGGUUUCGAUCAACGUGGUUGGGGCGAAACAGCAAAAAAGACCUCUCUUUUCGGCAAUAAUGGAGGGUACGAAACUGCGUUGAAGGAUAUUGAUGAAACCAUCAAAAGCAUUAAAAGAGAAGAAAUUCCACUUUUCUUAAUGGGACACAGUAUGGGCGGUGGUCUCAUUUUAAACUAUCUAGCCAGAGGGGACACCUUUGAAGGUGUAAAACUACUUCGAGGAGCUAUUGCAUCUGCGCCCUUAGUUACAUUAUCAAUGCCAGUACCUGCUAUAAAAUACUAUCCACUUCAAUUUCUCGCCAAAUUUCUACCUAGUAUUACUAUAAAAGCAGGUGUGGAUCCUGCUGGAAUUUCACAUGACGAAGAGGAGAUACAAAAAUAUAAAGAUGACCCGUUGGUUCACGAUUAUGCAACUUUAGCCACAUUGAAAGGAUUCCUUGAUGCAGGAACGGAUCUUUUGAAAAAAUCAUUACCAAAAUCAAUUAAAACGCCUAUAUUAUACUCUCAUGGUGAUGCGGACCCUAUCAACUCUUUUAACGGAUGCUCAGAUGCUUUCGAAAUGACUAGCAGUGAAGACAAGGAAUUGAAGAACUGGAAAGGAUUAUACCAUGAAUUGCACAAUGAGAAAAUGCCAGAAAGGCAGCAGGUCACUGAUUAUUAUGUUGAAUGGAUGAAGAAACGCUGUUAGCCAGAAGUCCCAAGAAUAGUUGUUGUCAUGCCUCUGGAUUAAGAAAAUGAUGAACUACCCUACUUUACCUGUUACUGAAAUUGCAUAGCCCAAAUACUUGUCUAACGAUACCUUUUCCCUAUAUUUCCUAUUCCUCACUUAUGCUAAUAAAAAGCCUCUAAAGAUAGUUUGUUCUCUUGCUAUAGCUUUAACCGUUCAAUCAAAUGGUAGUAUAGGGGUAGUAGCAUUAUAUCAAACGGAUUUGAUGAGGCAAUCAACAUCCAAAGGGUUAAAAGGCAACACAUAAUAAUUAACAUAUAAAUUUACUA